UUCCCAUUAGCAUAUCCGUAUCUGCCGGAAACCAAUCCUUUGAUUAGCUUACAUACAAUCUUCACUUUUUUUAGUAAACCAUUUACCUGGUUCUUCUCCACCUUCUCAUUAUCUUUGACAUCCAUUAGUGAACACAUGAUUGUUUCAAAAAAUUUGAUCUUUUUUUUUCCCAUUUGAUGAACCUUCAUACAAUUCAAAGAUGACAAAUUAUUCAUCCCAAAAAAUCUGAAAUAUAUAUUAUAAAAGGAUAAGGAUUCUUUGAUUUGUCAAAAGAAGUGGAACUCCAAGAUUUAUAAAAAAGGGGAAAAAAAUGGAUUCACCGCCAAGGACGCCAUGUGAUAGUGGACGUCCAUCCUCUGGAUCAUCUUUAAUGGAAAAUCUUUUAGGUUUAUUGAGAGUGAAGAUAAUUAGAGGGAUAAAUCUUGCUAUUCGAGAUGUUCGAACAAGCGAUCCUUACGUGGUCAUCAAGAUGGGAAAACAGAAACUGAAGACUCGUGUAAUCAAGAAAGACGUGAAUCCUGAAUGGAAUGAAGAUCUCACCCUUUCUGUUUCAGACCCCAAUUUACCUAUUCAGUUGACUGUUUAUGAUCAUGACAUGUUUAGUAAAGAUGAUAAAAUGGGAGAAGCAGAAUUCGACAUCAGUCCUUUUAUCGAUGCCUUGAAGAUGAACUUGGAUAGCCUUCCAAGUGGUACACUAAUAUCAAGAGUUCAACCUUGUAGAAAGAAUUGCUUGGCUGAAGAAAGUAAAAUUAUGUGGACAGAAUCAAGGGUAAUUCAAAAUAUUUGCUUGAGACUAAAAAAUGUUGAAUGUGGGGAAGUUGAACUUCAAUUACAAUGGAUUGAUCUACCAGGUUGUAAAGGAUUAUAGGCAUUAACAUAUUGCCUUUAUUUAUAUUGCUCUCUGUUUUUUCUUUAUUUUAUUACAAUAUAUGAAGAUUUUACAAAAGUUAUAUAUCAGUUAACAUUAUAACCUAGCUCUAUGCAGUGGUGGAUUCAAGGGGGGGCCUACUUAGGUCAUGGCCCACCUCAUGAUUUUAGUUCUUUACUAGUAUUAGAUGUUACAAACACUUACAUACAAACGUGGUAGUUCAGUUGGUAUUAACGUGCCUUUGUUGUGGUGA
Messenger RNA from Beta vulgaris subsp. vulgaris (sugar beet), 1121 nucleotides. RefSeq names its product protein C2-DOMAIN ABA-RELATED 4. Lineage: Eukaryota; Viridiplantae; Streptophyta; Magnoliopsida; Caryophyllales; Amaranthaceae. The transcript is spliced from 4 exons. The coding region runs from base 311 to 868 and encodes 185 amino acids. The record is from RefSeq and is a predicted model, not a curated record.